Corticium candelabrum is the source of this 2709-nucleotide messenger RNA. Its product is annotated as cadherin EGF LAG seven-pass G-type receptor 3-like. The record is from RefSeq and is a predicted model, not a curated record. NCBI's taxonomy places the organism in Eukaryota, Metazoa, Porifera, Homoscleromorpha, Homosclerophorida, Plakinidae. Gene Ontology annotation, biological process: homophilic cell-cell adhesion. The transcript has 4 exons. Gene Ontology annotation, molecular function: calcium ion binding. Gene Ontology annotation, cellular component: plasma membrane. The annotation marks the transcript as partial.
UUUGGUGUAUCCAACUGUACUAGUGCUUCUCAUGGACUGUGCAAGUCGGACGAUGUGUGUGAGUGUACACCAGGUUAUAUUGGUGAGGCGUGCAAUGAGAGAGCGCGUUGCGAUAACGUGAACCAUUGUUCUGAUCAUGGCGUGUGUGUCGAUCAUGAUAAGUGUGAGUGUGAGUUGGGUUGGGCUGGUAUUAAUUGCACUCUCUACUCGUGCGAACUCAACGGAUACUGCAGCGGCCACGGUCGAUGCGUCGAUUUUGAUGUGUGUCAGUGUGAUGUGGGAUGGGCUGGUGGUAGCUGCACCACGCCUCUCUGUAACGGUGUAGACGAGUGUUCCGGUAACGGCGAAUGCGUGUCACCAAACGCUUGCCAGUGCUACGAUGGAUAUUCGGGUAGCAAUUGUGCCGUUGCCGACGUUUGUCCUGAAGUGAACGAUUGUUCUGGUAACGGAGUGUGCCUUUCCAAAACAAAGUGUAGAUGUUACUCUGGCUAUUCUGGCAAAUAUUGCAGUCAAGCGCAGUGCAAGGGAAGGAACGAUUGUUCCGGUCACGGCAAAUGCGUUGAAGUGGAUCUGUGUGAAUGUGAGUUUGGAUACACCGACUCGAACUGCAGUUCCUACUCGUGCGAGACACAUGACUUCUGUUCAGGUCAUGGAACGUGUUUAUCGUUUGACCGAUGCUUAUGCAAAAUCCAUUGGAACGGUGUAGCUUGUGACAUUCCCGAUUGCUCCAACGUGGACAAUUGUACCGACCUUGCUCACGGGACCUGCAUUGCUCCUAAUACGUGCUUAUGUGAGGCGCAGUAUGAUGGAGACAGUUGUAAUGAAACAGCAGAAAGCAACGCCAACCCACCAGUAUUUGCAACAUCAAAAGUCAGUCUGAUAGCUGCGUCCACCAGUCGCGUGGGAUCGACAAUUUUGAGUUUAUUUGCUACCGAUGGUGACCGCGGUAAAAACGGACACUUAUCUUACUCUCUCACCAGCACUAACAACAACCAUACAUAUUUUCUAUUAAAUGGUAGCUCGGCUGAUAUCAUUCUAUCAAAGUCACUCGAGUAUUUAACUGGAUCUCUAUUGACUUUCAAUGUCAUUGCUACUGAUGGUGGCGUGCCGAGUCUAACAGGAUCUGUAAACAUUGAAGUAUCCGUAGUGAAGCCCAAUCAACAUUGUCCCGUCUUCAAGAAUCUUCCCAAAGUCGUUCAUGUUCCGGAGAGUGCUGGGAUCGGAUAUGUGAUAGCUCACGUAACGGCAACCGACGACGACGGUGCCGAUUCGGUCAAUGGCGUCGUCAGCUAUUCGUUGGAAACGACUAAUGCAAACACCAUCGCUACGCAAAACCAACUUUCGAGCGAUGUGGACGCGUUUUCAAUAAAUACGAAAUCUGGAAAGAUAACAUCCCGUCGUCCACUGUCUGACGAUACGUAUAGUGUGAUCGCAGUGGCGUCAGACCAGGCCAGUCCACCUUGUAGGUCUACAGCUACUCUUCAAGUUAAUGUACUCUCCUCUAAUACUCCUCCUCUCUGUGAACCAUCUAAUGUCGCUACAUCUCUUCCCUACACUACAGCAGUCGGUUCGCACGUUUUGCGUUUGGAUGCCGUAGACAACGAUAACGGGACCGAUGGAAAUCUGAUCUUCUCUUAUUCUAACUUUCAAUCACUUUUCUUGCACAAUGUAUCACCAUUGGCACUAAUGCAACGUAACAAGACAGCAUACUUUCAGCUUUCCAAUCCACUCCGCUCACUUACCGACAGCAAUUCCAAAUCUUACGAUCUCUCGUUUUUGGUAAGCGUGACAGACGCUGCUCGUCGUCCCAGAUCGUGCAAUUUUGCAGUCACUGUUAUCGUCACGCAUCCAUUUCAGUUUAGACACACUUCGCUAUCGUCUAGCAUCAACGAAAAUACCGACAAAGGAGUUUCAUUGAUAUUAACCCCAUCUCUAGAACUGAUGACGAACUUGAGUGGAAUUAUAUACAAUCUGCACAAUGCAGAUCAGUUACCGUUUUCGAUCGACCCAACUACAGGAACUGUGACCGUUUCUGGAUCAAUCGAUUACGAAGCAAUCUCUUAUUACGAUAUCGCCAUAGUGGCUGGCACCUCCGUUGACCCUCAAGCUUUUUCUGUUGCUCACGUCGACAUCACAGUAAUAGACGAAAAUGACAAUCCUCCUCGUUUUCCAUUUUCACAUUACAAUGUCUACGUAAAAGAAGACGUGGCCAAAGGCGUAACACUUUUGUCUCUUUCAGCGACUGAUGCAGAUUUACUAGGAGGACAGGUCGUGUAUUCACUGACUUCGCAGUCACCAUCCAAAAAAGAUCAACAUUUUGUGGUAACAACGACCGUCAAUGGAAUCACGAUUGAUGUAGCAGAUGACGCCAAUCUAGAUUACAAAAUUACAAACAGAUACCAACUAGUAAUCAAAGCGUGGGACCGCGCGAAUCCUCGCUUGUUCAGUGAAGCGUCCAUCACAAUUCACGUAGAAGAAGGAGACUUCCCAAGUCCGGCUUUCCAACAACGCUCAUACGACGGUUGGGUGCAAGAACACACAGCCACCGGAAAGAUUGUGUUGACUAUACCAGCUCUAGUCAAUGGCAAGAUAGGCAAUCGAGUCACCUAUUCAAUGACAAACCAGAUGUCCGACGCAUUGCCCAUCUCCGCAUUCGACGUGUCUGCUAACGGCUCCAUUAUCCUUCACACUUGUCGCUACGGUUACUAA